This is a messenger RNA of Rosa rugosa (rugosa rose), 514 nucleotides long. Its product is annotated as probable small nuclear ribonucleoprotein G. The record is from RefSeq and is a predicted model, not a curated record. Gene Ontology annotation, cellular component: U12-type spliceosomal complex; spliceosomal tri-snRNP complex; U4 snRNP. Bases 69 to 311 code for a protein of 80 amino acids. The transcript has 4 exons. Gene Ontology annotation, molecular function: RNA binding. NCBI's taxonomy places the organism in Eukaryota, Viridiplantae, Streptophyta, Magnoliopsida, Rosales, Rosaceae. Gene Ontology annotation, biological process: spliceosomal snRNP assembly; mRNA splicing, via spliceosome.
GUGUCUAGGGUUUUGCCGAAAGUCGAAACCUUCCUCACUCUCUCUCUCUCUCUUUCUAAUCCUUCACCAUGAGCAGGUCAGGUCAGCCCCCGGAUCUCAAGAAGUACAUGGACAAGAAGCUUCAAAUCAAGCUAAAUGCAAACCGAAUGAUUGUUGGAACCUUGCGUGGAUUUGACCAGUUCAUGAAUCUGGUGGUUGAUAACACUUUAGAAGUGAAUGGUGAUGAAAAGACCGACAUAGGCAUGGUGGUGAUCAGAGGAAACAGUGUGGUUACUGUUGAAGCACUUGAACCUGUGGCCAAAAUGCAGUAGUUUUUGUUUUAAAAAAAUUUAUCUGGAUGUAGGAUGCAAAGGGAAACUCUGUAACUUUGUUAUGAUGGUAUCACCCUUGCCACCAAGCAGAUUGUUAUGAAUGUAAUUCUGUCGUUCUGUGGAAUAGCAGUUAAUUGAGUGUAAGAUACAAAAUGUGGUAAUGCUACUGCUUUGACUUUGAAAGCAUCUUAGCUUUUGUGCAA